Messenger RNA from Rasamsonia emersonii CBS 393.64, 1692 nucleotides. Its product is annotated as Mitochondrial translocase complex component (Tim50). Bases 1 to 1692 code for a protein of 563 amino acids. NCBI's taxonomy places the organism in Eukaryota, Fungi, Ascomycota, Eurotiomycetes, Eurotiales, Trichocomaceae. The transcript is spliced from 2 exons. Gene Ontology annotation, molecular function: phosphoprotein phosphatase activity. The record is from RefSeq and is a predicted model, not a curated record.
AUGCUUAGCCGUGCCAUCCUGCCCCUGGUGAGGGCCCGGCCUGUUCCCUCCGCCACACGCCUGUCCAUUGCUGCCGCUCAGCGUCCGCGAUGGUACGCCAAAAACAGUAAGCCCAAGGUGCCGUACAAGCUGCCUGGCUCGUCCAAGUCUUCCAAGCCAGAGCAGUCGGAAUUGCCGUCCGAGUCCGCGUCAGAGAGUACGCCGCAGCAGCAGGACUAUUCUCCGCACCAGACCGAGUUCGCCGAGUCGACGAAGAACACUCCCCCUCAGUCCACCGAUACUGCGGCCGGUGACAGCGAAACCAAGCCUGGACAGCCGUCGUCGCAGCAGGAGUACUCCCCCCAUCAGACUGAGUUCGAAACCGCCGCGCCAGGUCAGGAUGCUGCGGAGGCGCGACAGCCGCAGAAGCCUCUUCCAGAUCUCACCCAGGGCAUUCCGUCCACGCUGGCGGCAGAGCUAGAAGCAGCACGCUCCAAGAAACGUGGAUCAACGUCGCUGAACCUGACCGAAGACCCGUCCCGUGCGGAUGACUUUGACGCGGGCGAUAUCGGCGGUGACAUACCCAAGGAUGGCUAUGUCUCCUCUCUGGACCGCCGGAGACAGCGCAUGGCCAACGUGAUGUACGUGCUGUUCCUGCUGGGUGGUAUCGCCGGAACUAUGUACCUGGGUCGCAACUGGGAUUCGGAGGAGGAGGCCAAGGCGCACCCAGACGCCCCGUCGGGAUGGGGCUUGGGUCUCUUCUACAACCGCAUCAAGGCCCGCCUGAAUGAUAUCACCAAGUACUACCGUGACCCGGCGUUCGAAAAGCUCCUUCCGGAUGAGGAUCCCUCGAUGAGACAACCGUAUACUUUGGUGCUGAGUUUGGAGGACCUGCUCGUCCACAGCGAGUGGACGAGGGAGCACGGAUGGCGUGUUGCGAAGCGACCCGGUGUGGACUACUUCCUGCGCUAUCUCAACCAGUACUACGAGCUCGUCCUUUUCACCAGCGUUCCUAGCAUGAUGGCCGACCAAGUCCUGCGGAAGCUUGACCCUUACCGCAUUAUCAGAUGGCCUCUGUUCCGGGAAGCAACCAAGUACGAAAACGGAGAAUACAUUAAGGAUCUGUCUUACUUGAACCGAGACCUCUCCAAAGUCAUCCUCAUCGACACCGUGGAAGCUCACGCCCGGAAACAACCGGAGAACGCCAUCAUUCUUCCCAAGUGGAAGGGUGAUCCCAAGGACAAGUCGCUGGUGGCUUUGAUUCCCUUCCUAGAGUAUGUUGCCGGAAUGGGCAUCGAAGACGUGCGGCCGGUCCUCAAGUCCUUCGAGGGAACCUACAUCCCCGAGGAGUUCGCGCGACGCGAGAAGAUCAUGCGGGAGAAGUUCGAGAAGCAGCUGGCGGAGGAGCAGGCGCGACGACCUCGCCGGGGCGUCGGCAAGCUGGCGUCUCUGCUCGGCCUGAAACCGCGCAGUUCACUGGACGGCGAACAAUCGGCGGCCGAGGGGUUGGAGCAGGGCAAGAUGCUCUGGGACCAGAUCCGCGAGCGCGGCCAGAAGAACUACCAGCUGAUGGAGGAGGAGAUCCGCAAGAACGGCGAGAAGUGGCUGGCCGAGAUGGCGGCCGAAGAGGAGAAGGCGCGCCAGGAGCAGAUGAAGAGCAUGAAAGGCAGCCUGACGAGCUUCUUCGGCAUCGGCGGUGGCGAUUCCAAAUAA